AAAGACACUCCUGACCCAGCCCGUCUAUUCUCUGAGAAAUGAAUGGUAGUGGAUGACCAUAACCAUUUCUCUCUCUCUCUCUCUUUCUCAUUCCUGUGAGAACGAACAUGUCGAAGCAAACAUACCGAGUGUGCUUAUGUUUUCAAAGAAAGUUCAAGCUAACUGUGGCUGAAGCACCGGCGGAGAUCAAAGCAAUAUUCGACCGUUACUCGGAGAAUGGAGUCAUGACCGUCAAUCAAUUGCACAAGUUCAUGGUGGAGGUUCAGGGAGAGGAGAAAGCCACGGAGGAGGAUGCAGAGUCUACAAUGGAAACUAUCCUCAAAGAGCUCAAACACCUUCAUCUCUUCCACCGCAAAAGCCUCAACCUCGAAGCCUUCUUUCGCUACCUCUUUAGUGACACUAAUCCUCUUAUCCAUCUUUCUAAGGUCUACCAUGAUAUGAAUGCCCCUUUGUCCCAUUAUUUCAUUUAUACAGGCCAUAAUUCCUAUCUUACUGGCAACCAACUGAGUAGUGACUGUAGUGAUAUCCCCAUCGUAGAAGCACUCAAGAGAGGUGUAAGAGUUAUUGAACUGGAUAUGUGGCCAAACUCCACCAAAGACAACGUGGAUGUUCUUCAUGGAAGGACACUAACAACUCCAGUAGAGCUCAUCAAGUGUUUAAGAUCAAUUAGAGAAUAUGCUUUUGUUGCAUCCGAGUAUCCUGUGAUAAUAACUCUAGAAGACCAUCUUCCUCCAAAUCUUCAGGCUAAAGUGGCCGAGAUGGUCACUCAAACCUAUGGAGAUGUACUGUUUUCCUCUGGAUCAGAAUGCCUAACAGAAUUUCCUUCUCCGGAGUCAUUGAAGAGGCGGAUUAUAAUAUCAACCAAGCCACCAAAAGAAUAUCUUGAAAGUAAGACAAUUAAGGAGAAGGAUAAUGGUUCCCACAAGGUGAAGGAUUCAUAUGAGGAAGAAGCAUGGGGAAAAGAAGUCUCAGAUCUUAAAGCCCAAUUUGAAGUCUUUGAUGAGAAUGACCCAGAGGAUGCAGAAUAUCAAGAUGAUCAUGAGGAACAUCGCAGUGAAGAGGUUCAAAACGUGCAGCAGAAACCUGAUUCUGAAUAUAAGCAUUUGAUUGCAAUUCAAGCUGUAAAACUGAAAGGUGGAAUCAAAGACUGGCUUACUGUCGAUCCUGAUAAAGUAAUUAGGAUCAGCUUGAAUGAACAGAAGCUUGAAAAGGCUGUUAUAAAUCAUGGAACAGAUAUUGUCAGGUUUACCCAGAGAAACUUGCUGAGGGUAUUUCCGAAAUCUACACGAUUUGACUCAUCAAAUUAUAAUCCCAUACUUGGGUGGAUGCAUGGAGCUCAAAUGGUAGCAUUGAACAUGCAGGGCUAUGGAAGGUCCCUUUGGUUGAUGCAUGGACUGUUUAGAGCCAAUGGAGGUUGUGGUUACGUGAAAAAACCAGACAUGUUACUUGAAGUUGGACCUCAUAAUGAGGUCUUUGACCCCAAAAGGAGUUUAACAGUUAAAAAAACUUUGAAGGUGAAAGUAUAUAUGGGGGAAGGCUGGUAUAUGGAUUUCCAUCGCACGCACUUUGACUUGUAUUCCCCACCAGACUUCUAUACAAAGGUUGGAAUUGCUGGAGUCCCUGCUGAUUCAGUGAUGAAGAAAACAAAGGCAAUAGAAGACAACUGGAUACCAACAUGGGAUGAAGAGUUCGAGUUCCCAUUGACUGUUCCAGAGCUGGCAUUGCUUCGGAUUGAAGUUCAUGAGUAUGACAUGUCAGAGAAGGAUGAUUUUGGAGGACAAACAUGUCUUCCUGUUUCAGAGUUAAGAACUGGAAUUCGGGCUGUGCCCCUAUACGACGAGAAGGGAGAGAAGUACAAGUCUGUAAAGCUACUCAUGCGCUUUGAAUUUGUCUGAUAGGUGAUGCUGUUGUAGACCAUCUCUGGUUUAGCUCCUUUAUGGUUGGGUGACCAAGUUUCAUGGCAUAUGCUACAUGAAUUAUCAUUUGCUUGUAACUAGUUCUUACAAAAUUAAGCUAUUACACUUCUUGAUGUAGGCUAUGUAAUUGUAUGCACAUAUGUUGUAUUCUCCUAGCAUUCUGCCUUUUUUUUUUUUUUUUUUACAUAUGAAGUGAGUCUGCAUCACCACCUUUGAGCUUGUUGGUGUAAUU
Molecule: messenger RNA, 2148 nt
Organism: Ilex paraguariensis (yerba mate)
Lineage: Eukaryota; Viridiplantae; Streptophyta; Magnoliopsida; Aquifoliales; Aquifoliaceae
Source: the annotation of a GenBank genome assembly